AUGGCUGCAGUUGAUGACAAGAAACGCCAUGGAGGCUCAAAAGUGUCGGCAAUUGCAAAUAUAUUCCAGUCAAAACCACAACUAGAAAACCUUAGUCACAGAACAAAUGUUGUUUUAUCGGAUCCCAUGAAAGAUCCUCCAGCACCGUUGAAAGAUUCUCCUACGCAAGUAACCGUUGUACGAACAGAGAGUCACGUUGCUCGAUUUAACAAUGCAAGGGCUUUAUUUGAGAAACUUGGAGAGGAAAACAAGCCGCAUCGUCCAGUGGAUCGAGUAAUGAAACCAACAAAUUUACACGGACUUCGCUCACGUUCAAGUUCGGCUAAUUCUGGUUCCGGUUGUACAUCUCCUGCUCGGUCGCCCAGACCUAGGUCACCAUCGCCAACAGGUACAAGAGAUCAUUUAAGUAAUUGGAGUGCAAGUGUACCUGCUUUGAAUGCAGAGCGUCAUUUUGAGAAUGGGCAUAGUCAUGGCCCUGAAGCAGUCGUAGAUAGAUUAAGACCUAGACCAGGUUUUGGAAGACCUGAUAAAUUUGAGAAGAAUUAUGGAAAAGAAAAUCGAAUGGAUGAGAGACCGGAGAAGCCAGAAAAACCAGAGAGAAGAUUGAAUUCUAAAGAGUUAAUUGAGAAGCAAAAAAACUGGACCAGCCAUUUCUCUAAAACGCGGCCAAGCAGAUAUAAUUCUGAUCCGAAUAGAUCAAUAGUUCAAACUACUUUAAAUCAAAGUUUAAACAGGUCUACUGGCGAAAAUGCCACCUCAGUAUACUCUCCUGGCUUGCCAGCUCAUGAUAAAGAUUCGAGGGGAACAACAGAUGUCACUAAUAAUCUUGCGACCAGAUCGGCUAGUUUUUGUUCUACGAGACCAUCACCAAAUAUGUCUCCGCCUCCGCCACCCCCUCCAGCCAGAAUUUCGUCUACAAAUAGCAUUUGUUCAGGAAUCUCCAGAAAAGAACGACCUGCUAGUGUAGCUGCCAUUAGUCCUACUACUCCUGAAUUUCUUUCUAGUCCUAAAAGUCCAGAGUAUGCAACGGUAAAUAAAAAUUUUGAUGUGUUUUCAAACACUCCUGACUAUGCAGUUGUACAGAAGGGUCCAAUUGUACAAGCUUCAAAGGUCUCAAGCCUUGCAAGUAUGCAAAAAGAUCAAGAAACCUCCUUACCUGAAUAUGCUGUAGUGCAGAAGAAUGUAUCGGGCAGAGUUGUCCAAAAAAAUUCGAUGCCCUUAAAAGUUGAAAACGUUGAAGUAUCAAAAAUUCUUGGACAUUUGGAUAAUAAACAUAACACUUUUAAAAGUGGUACAGUUUCCGAAAGUUUUGAGAACCAGUCCAGCGUCAAAUCUAAUUUAGGUCCAGGGAAAAUGCAACAAAAUACAAAUUAUGUUUUAACUGACAGCUCAGGUUUUGAUCAAUUGCCUACUCCGGAUUAUUCUAAUUAUCCAAACUGUCCAUUAAGAUCUCCUCCUAAGACAUCAGAAUGGAAAAAUCAAUGGCUUGCCAAAAAUGAGGAAAUUUUAAAAAAUGCUGAUCUGAAUUCACAAACGUCGAAAGAAACUUUGAAUGAAAGUGUGAAGUAUGCAGAAAAACAUCGGUCAGAUUCAAGACCAAACUGGGCAAAACCAAGCGUUGAUACAGUGAAACAAAAGGAAGAAAUCAAUAGAUCUAAAACGGUAGACAUAUCAAAGUCACCUGAUAUCGAGCUUCGACCACCUUCAGCUUGCACAGACAGUACUUCAUCGGGCAUGAGUUCGCCCAGUUCUCCUUCAAAAGACAGUAAAGAAGAAAAAGCUGAUAAGGAGGUGCUAGAAAAGAAUCAAAAAGGACGUAACAGCUAUGACCUAGAAAUAGAGGAUUCGCAUAAACCAACUAUAUACACGGAGAAAACAGUAGAUCAUGAAUUCAGCCCAGAGAAACCAUUUAGUGAAACAGAUACAGCGACAGUUAUUCGAAGGUCUCAUCUUCGAGUGGACUUGCCUGCCGCUGGUUUGGGACAACGCCCACCUUCGGUUGUUAGUUCAGAUCAAGAAUACCCUCCAUUGGAACACAAAGAUAUACCAAUUCCGUCACCAUAUGCAAAAAGAUUACAGCAUGCACAAAUCUCUGAGUCUACGAUACAAAGUAAACAAGGUCAUCAAUCGAAAGCGCAGAAUAUCGAACAAGGAAAAGGAGGAGCGCCACAACAAGACACGCUUUAUAAAUUUCAAGAAACAGCAGCUAAUCAGAGUUCUUCGUUGCAAUCUGCUAUAUUAAAGUCGCCAAAUUUAAUCGAUAGCCUAUCUCAAAUUCCGAAACCGGAAAUACCAUUAUAUGCUACAAAUGAUCAAUUAAACUUUUCCAAGCAGGAAGCACUGACUGACAACAAGGAAAUAUCUGACGCAACUAAUAGUGUCACAGAUCCAAAGUCUAUGCAGCAUAAAACGGUUAAUUUGGAAAAAUCCGUGACGAGUACAAAUCAAUCUCUGAAGGCUUCUACCAAUCAAGAUAAGAAUUAUUCAAAUGGCACAAAAUCAAUGACAGACUUCAUUAAUUCUGCUACUAAGGAUAGUUUUAACGAAAACGAAACAAUUUCUAUCACUACUACAGCUAAUACUACUACUACCACUACUACUACUACCAAUACCUCUAAGAUGAGAUCCGAUAUACAUGCUGCGAAAAAUUCUAAUUUGGAAGGCGCAAAUAAGACUUCGAAUACGUCAAAAGUCGAUGGACUUGGGCAAUCACAAACAACAUGGGAGCAAGAGAAAUUAAAGGCUGAUCAAAUUGCUGCUACAAAGUUGCAACAUAUGACUUCAAGUAAAUUUUUAUUGAAAUCCCAAGUUGUUGAAUCAACUGACAACUACCAGGAGGAACAUGUCUCAAGUUCGCAUGAAAGUAAAUCAGCCAGUGAUGAUAAAGUAUCUGAAAGUAGUUUGCAAGAGGACAGCGACUCCAGUGAUGCUAAAACCAUAACAAAUAUGGAAAGUCUUUCACCCCAUGCGAAGCAGAAUAUGAACGGCCAAGAUGCAACAUCAAUCAGACCCCGAGCUAGUCAAACAACUCCAGUAACUCCAGACACAAUGACUGCAGACGAAGCUGAAAAUCUCCUGAGCUCUCGCAUAUUGGAAAAGAAAAUUAGACAAGGAUCGGCUUUGCUAUCGGACGAGGAAGCUCAAGAAAUAGCCAGACUGUUGUCACCUACAACAACUACUGCAACACCUGGUGAUAAAGAUAGGGAGGUAGACAGAGACAACGAAAAAGAUAGAGAGGAACAAGACAACACCCCAGACUGGCUUUCCGAUGUUCUUUCUGCUCCUGAUUCCAGCCUAGUUAACAGUACCACUCACGAUUACAGUUUGUCUAAUAGGUCACGAAGUGAUCUGACGAUAGACUCCUUGACCGAAAGCCAAAUAGGCUCAGUGACAGGAAGUGAGAGCGAAUUGCUGGGAUCUGUCAGCAGCUUGAAUGACACGCAAGAAACUAAUGAUGAUACAGAAACUGAACACCAAGACGAUUAUACACCUGUGCCUGGAAAAAUUAUUUUAGUCGAAAAUGGAGUACAUUAUUACGAAGAUGGUCACUUUUGGAUGGAAGUUGCUGGUCUUCCUGAUUCAGACGAAGAUGACGAAGAUUUACUUCCGACAGUUAUACCUGCGAAGAAAACCAAUAUGAAAGUUUCAUUUGAUACAGGGCCAAUGCGGGUUUACUCGACACACUCGGUCAAUGAGUACGAUCGACGCAACGAAGAUGUUGACCCUGUUGCUGCAAGUGCAGAGUAUGAGCUUGAGAAACGUGUUGAAAAAAUGGAGGUUUUCCCAGUUGAGCUAAUGAAAGGGCCAGAGGGACUUGGCUUGAGUAUAAUUGGAAUGGGUGUUGGUGCCGAUGCAGGCCUUGAAAAACUUGGUAUUUUUGUGAAGACGAUUACCGAAAAGGGUGCUGCUGCUCGGGAAGGUCGUAUUCAGGUUAAUGAUCAGAUUGUUGAGGUGGAUGGCAAAUCUCUGAUUGGUGUGACCCAAGCUUAUGCUGCAAGUGUUCUGCGCAAUACCUCAGGUCUAGUACGUUUUCUAAUUGGCAGAGAACGGGACCCUCGUAAUUCUGAAGUGGCCAUGCUCAUUCGGCAGAGCUUGCAGGCUGACCGGGAGCGUGAAGAAGCCAAUGGAUCUGCAACAAGAAGACUAAAUUUUUCGGACGGAACUUCGCCGGAUAGCCAACGAGUUGGUAUGGGUGAAGAAAACUCCUCGAUGAGUCGUUUGGGUGGAGGCAUACCUGGCUCUCCUACCAUGUCAUCUUGCUCGGAGGGCGAACCUCCAGCCAGCCCGAUUGAUGCAUAUUCGUCACCGGCUAGUCGAAGUCGGUCACCCAUCAUUAGUUCAUCUUUACCAUUGCCUUCUACUAUUCCAACAACGACGACACAGAGUGAUGUAGACAGUCUGCGAAUUCUCCUACAGGAGAGUCAGUAUAAGCUUGCCUUAGCCGACGGAGAGGUGGAAAACCUCAAAACAAAGUUGGUAGAGCUGGAGAAUACUGGAGCAGGGAGCGAAGAAUAUGCUGCAAAAUUACGUGAAUCUGGGUUGCGAUUACACGAAUCGGAGCGUGCUCUGAGUAUAGCACGUCAAGAUUUAGCAUCUGUCCGUGAAAUGCUCUCUCAAGCAACAGCUCAAAAUGCAACUAUUCAACAAAAAUAUGCACGGGCAAGACGGGCUGCCCGAGAACUCAGAGCUGAUGUUAUUGCACGAGAUGAGUUUUAUCAACAGCUUUUACAUGAGAAAGAUGCAGAGUAUAACUCAUUAGUGAAAUGCCUGAAAGACAGGGUAAUAGCAUUAGAAAUGGAAUUGACUGAAACUCAAAGGAGAUUCGGACUUCCAGUACGAUUGCCAUACGAUGGUGCAACAGCACGCAUUGUAACACCCCAGCCAACAAGACGCCAAAUGCCACCUCCACCUUCUGCUGCAAGUUGUCAAUUAUCAGAUACAGAGGUUUCUGAUCUUAGCAGUCCUGAUGAUGGAGACAAAACAGCUACUGUGGAACGCAAACUACCCUUGCCAUUACCGGUCAAAGAAGAACUCGAUCGAGCUGUGCCAGCUCAUCGUCUUCUUGAUAAUUCAGCAGGUAAAAGUAAAGCUGAACUUGCUAGUCGAGGUGGACUCGCAAAUCGUCAACUUCCCAAACGACCUGGUGGUCUCAGCAAUAGCAGCUCAGACUAUGGCUUAGAUGAGUCUGGUGAUAAUACAGAUGAAGACUUAUCUUCAAAGAAUACUAGUGCUCAUGACGGAAUAACUCGUUCUGCUAACGAUUUGUCACGACCUUCAAACUUGAGUUCCUAUUCGAGCAGCUCAUCGAUCAGUUCACAAAAAAGUAAGCAACACUUGGAGUCAACUACAUCUGUGCGCCAACAUAGUACAAUUAGCUCGCAAGUUAGAGCUAUGACUGAACAAAGCUGGCCCCCUCCACAGAAAGGUCUUUCAGGCCCUCCUGCAUCAUUAGCAGAGCAAUUAAAACAAGUCUUAGCUGAAAGAGAGCGCAGGCUAGGUGGAAAUGAUAUGUCAUCUUCAAGAGAAAGUUCUGGGGAUUUCACGGACUUAAAUAAUCCUCAGUCCAGUGAUCCGACACUUGUGACACAUCAUUUGGUGGAGGAAAUUCGACAGGCUGUGAAUGAAGCAAGUCAAAGAGUUAAAAAAGUAGCAGUUCCUCCGCAGAACUUGAUUGGUAGUGGGAACGCACCCUGGCACCAUCCAGGUGGAUCUCCAUCAAGUCUUUCGUCAGGAGGUUCUAUUAGUCCACCUGGAGCUGAUCCGAGUCCAUCAAAAACUGGUAGCGCAGAUUCAAGUGAAGUUUGGCUUCCUCCUCAUCCCAGUGAUUUUGGCUUGGGAGAUAAAAAAACAUCCCACUUUUGGCAAAAUGCUCCUAUCACUGAUUGGUCUAAAGAACAAGUGUGCCAAUGGUUGUCAGCAAUGGGUCUCGAACGUUAUGCCCCACGUUUUGUUGAUGCUGGAAUAGCAGGAGGGGGUCUCUUAAGACUCGAAUCACGCGAUUUGAAAGCUCUUGGUGUCGCAGGAGAGGAAAAAGCACGACUGAAACGAAAAUUGAAAGAAUUGCGAGCGCAAGCCGAACGUGAGCGUAAGGAGCGCAAGGAGUUAGAACGGAUGCGACGCAAAGCUGAAAAGGCAGCUAAGAAAAAGUAAUUGUAGCAGACAGUCCUGAUAGAGAUUCCUACUUUUAUACAACUCAAAAGGCAAUAAGGAGUACGAAUUUUUAAAAUAAAUUCUGAAUAAAAACUCAGGCAGUCAAACCGGUAAUUUUUUUAUAUAAUGAUUCAAGAUUUAUCUUCAUUCCAUAAUGUAUAAGUCUCUCUCGCGGCUUGACCAUUGUUUAUUUUUUGCGAGGCAAUUAAAAAAAAAUAUAUAUGAAUCAUCUGAGUGCUCCACAUACAGUUGGAUCAUAAUCGCUUGAAUGAAAUGAGAUGAAUGAAUGCGUUAUUAACUAAAAUCUUUGUCUGUUAUUAUCUUUUAAUCGAUCCGACCUUUAAAAUGUUUUCAGAGAGUAUUUAAUUUGGUUUUUCAUUCUACGGAUCUGAAGCACUCUUCACAUUGCGAAACAUUGUGAAACAUUGUACCUUUCAUUGACUACUGAAGUAUCUUUUUGUAUAGCUUCAUCAUAAUCAGACCUCUGGCUUAUCAAUAUUGUCUUACCUACCAGGUAUGAUAAAAAUGGCUACUUAGCGCAGGCACUGAGUACCACGUAAAUUAAAGCAUCUGUGGAAUUAAACGUUAUUGAUUUUGAGAGUGACCAUUUAGACAUACUGUUUUAAAAUAUUAAUAUUUCAUCAGUUUCCUUUACCUCUUUCAUAAUAACAUUACAGUCAUUUAAAUAUGCAAAAACAGUAACGAGCUAUUCGUUAUUAGCUCUGCGUAUAGUUUACUUUCCAAUAAAUUUCCAAUGAUUUUAGGUGGGCGAUGAAAAAAAAAUAGAUGUGUCAUCUGAAGGCAAUUAUCAAAGAAGAUUGCUUAUGCUGUUCAGUAUUAAAAGUAUUAAUAUUGUGAUCAUUACGCAUCAAACUAAGUACUCAAAUCCUAUUAAAAAUUGAUGACACGUAGCACGGCAAAGGUAAAGAAAGUAAUUAUAGAAUGUUACUAUGUAACUGAUAUAAUUUAAAGGCAUAAAAAGUCAAAUAAAUUUGGAGCUUGAUCCAUCAAACACAAAUCUAAAAGUUAAUGAGUUUCAACCUUCCGGUAUGAAAUUUAGCCAUUGGACAACAUUGUUUAGCUAUGAUUGGAUCAUUAAUUAUAUGUAGUCUGAAUAUAUAAUACUUCAGAUCCAACAACCCAUCAUUGAUUCAAUAUUUCUGUACAUCGACACUGCAAUAGUCAGACAUGUUUACUGAUUUGUAUACUCUGAUGUUAAAAAAAAGACGUACAAGUUAGCCCAUCUAUCAAUUUGAGUUAAGACUCGUGUGUUUAUUUUUAAGCAACGGCAUACUUUCAUUACUUUGGAUCAUACACGGUGCUGGUUGAUUCUUCCUUCCAACUAAUUUAGGUGGUAGACUCAUAACGCAUAAAUUCUCAUUUUUAUGAGGCACAAAAAAUGCUGGAGCUGCAAAAACCUACAUCAUAAUGGUAGAAAAAGAAUAAUAGGUACUACUACAAUGGAUGAAUUCACGAUUAAUGUAAAAAAUCGCACCAGAGCAGGAGUACUUUUAUAAUUGCUUACUUGCAUGUAAUAAAGUUACAUUACUUUUUUCAGCUUCGACAAACAGUAGGAUAAUCCAUUUUUUGGUUGAAACUCUUCAAAAGUGUAAACUGCAAAAUUUUUACAGCUUUUUCUAUAUAAUUAGCAUGUUGCACUUUAUGAAAAAAUGGUUAUUUUCGUAUUUUUGUAUUAGUUUACUCUUAUUAUUAGUGGUUAUUGUUAUUCAAUAACCAGAAUUGAACCUGACUACGUGAAUUGUUAUCGCGUUGGUAUGUAUGGUAUGAAGGCAUGUUUCAUUGUGUGUACGUACGUAUGGUUUGUAUGUAUGUAUUAGUAGUUCAAAAGUGUAAUAAAGUAAAUGUUUCUUACAUUUUUUCGUGACUGUACUUAUGUCUUGGAGUCGAGACAGUAAGUAGCACGUUAUCGAAAUAAAUAUUUGUUUUUAAAUAUUUAUUUUAAUAUUUUCACGCAUUACCUUAUAUCACUAUUCUAUAGCGUAUCUACCGUUAUAGCUCGAUAUGUUUGAAUUAAUAGUUGUCGUUUCACAUCAUAUACACUAUCAACGAAGUUUUUUAAUACCGACACAUUUAAUCACAUAAUUAUAGUCUAAAAUAUGGGCAUGACCUAUACAUUUUCUUCAUGGAGUUUUGCUCAAAAUGUAUUUCAUAUCAACGACUGGUCAUAUUUUCAACAAUCCAAUUAUCAAGCUUAUAUAAGAAACCCUUUUCAAUGUGCAGUGUGUCAUAUAGUCAUAUAUUUUGAAAAACAAUAUUUCUUCACUACGUUAGGUACGUUAGGUAACGGGUUGUACCUGUACCAUUUUGUACAGUAUUUCGAUCAGCAAGACUUGCCAUUUUUAAUAAUUGUAUUUUCUUAUGUUGAUUAUUUCAUCAGAUUUUUCGUACAUCAUCAAAAUUCUUUGCUUCUGUAAUCAUAAAGUUAUAACUAGAGCAAAACUGAUAUAUUAUGUUUUGUACUUAAUUAUAUGUUGUAUAAAAAAAUUUCUUGAAUGGGUUAAUAGACUGUAAAUAUUUGGUUUUAAGAUUAGUUAUAGAAUUGCUGAUUUUAUUAUUUUAAAACAUAUCAGACAUUAGACAGACACAUAUUCGAAACUUGUUCUGUGUCAUGAAAUUCUUACUAUGAAAUGAGAUUACACAAUGUGUACAAUUUUACCUGUUGUGACUCUCAUUUUGUUUUAUGCAAUUUACAUACAAAGAAAUGUAUACGGAUGUGCGUGUACUUAUUUAUAAUAAUUCUAAGAUUUAUGUUCAGCAUUACAAAGUGUUUUGAAUUUGAGUUUGAUUGGUCGAUGCUGCGUACUGGACAACGUUUUUAAACUUAAGUGUAAGGUAUUAAGAAUAACACAGACGGAAUAAAACGGCAUUAUAUUAAUUGGGAAACACUUUGUAUAUACAUUAUAUAAUAAUAUCUAUAAUUAUAAGUAUUGACGUUAACGAUAAAUCUUAUGAUUUAUCGAGGUAAAAGUAAAACAUCAUAAUUGUAGUGUCAUAAUACUUCAUAACAUAACAUAAGUUAAUUAAUGCAGGUGUUAACUAAACUUACCAAUUUCGUAUCAAUGCGUUUAAAGUUUGAACCAAGAUAAUCAGAAAGAUUUGUACUAUUGCUUUUAUUGAACAUUUGUUCAAAUUACUGAAGAGAUGAAUUAAGCAAGAUCGAAAAGUGCCAAAAAUUUUGUGCUAUAAGCGUUUCGUAUUUAUUUACUGAGAAUCAUAGGUUUUUUUCUUCUGAAAACUAUCGUAUUCCACAUCUCGCUACAAAUGAGAGACAUUUUUUUAUCAUUUGGAUUCUUGUUAAUUCAACUCUUUGGCUGAAGAUUCUAGAUAUCAGUAAUGUAAUAAUGGGUUCAUUACCACCACGUAGCUAAAACUGACUGAUUUAAAAAUAAGUUUUAUAGCUCACUUUUUAAUAGAAAUUAUGUGUGUAACUUUGUAGGUAAUACCGAAAAUAUCACGUGAAAAAUAUUAGCAGUAGUAUGACAGGCGAAACCAUUUACAAAAAUUGCAUGAUUUCUGAAUAUUUUGGUCAGUUCUAUGAGAUUUAAAUUAUCGUCAGUAGAAUAACGGUAGCAAUCUCAGAAUUGAAAGGCUGCUUAAAAUGAUCAGAUAACUGGUAAUUGCAAGUGUUUUAUUA
This is a messenger RNA of Neodiprion virginianus, 9805 nucleotides long. RefSeq names its product neurabin-1 (gene Spn). Gene Ontology annotation, cellular component: postsynaptic density; cytoplasm; dendrite. The record is from RefSeq and is a predicted model, not a curated record. Lineage: Eukaryota; Metazoa; Arthropoda; Insecta; Hymenoptera; Diprionidae. Gene Ontology annotation, molecular function: actin filament binding. The transcript is spliced from 17 exons. Bases 1 to 6150 code for a protein of 2049 amino acids. Gene Ontology annotation, biological process: actin filament organization; calcium-mediated signaling; neuron projection development.